Molecule: messenger RNA, 4213 nt
Organism: Felis catus (domestic cat)
Lineage: Eukaryota; Metazoa; Chordata; Mammalia; Carnivora; Felidae
Gene: FAM228A
Product: family with sequence similarity 228 member A
Source: RefSeq, a predicted model, not a curated record
UGUGUUGAUGGUGUGGAACCUGCUUGGGAUUCUUUUUCUCUCUGUCUCUCCCCCCCCCCCCCCACCCCUCCCCUACUGGUGUUCUCUCUCACGAAAUCGUUGGAAAAAAAAAAUGAUAGCUACUUUACUGAAUGCCUGUCAAUUCACUUGAUCUUUCCCUAAAUCAAGGUAGGUGUGUCCCCUUUGGUCAGGCACCCUUAAAAUCCAUUGCCACAUAUUCUCCCCAGGUUUUUCUAACAGUUUUUAGAAUAUUAAAAAAUUUUAUUUUGAGUAUGAUUACACACUUGCUGAUUCUGAUUCUGCAUAGCACCCUCUGGCUCAUGUUGAGGCUGACCCCUGGUCUUGGGAAGACACAGUAAGACCUAGAACACAGGAGAGAAGAAUUUUGUUUUCCUUAGGCAAAGGGAACACUAAAAAUCAUUCCUCUCCUGAUUGUAGCCCUAGAUCAUGCAGAUAAACUGUAUGUUCUUUGUAGUAUCCGUUUAGAAGACGUCUGUUCAUUUGAAGCCAGUCAAAAUGUAGGGUGGUGUUGGGUUGGACAGUUGAAGGCCCCAGGUGGGUGGACAUGGCAUCUCCAGGGGACCCUCCUCCUCCCUGACCUGCCCUCAUCCUUGGCAUCCCCUGCGGGAACAAGAAAAGGGUAGGGCCUGUUGAGGGAAGUGGAGCUUCGAGUUUCAACCCAGUGCUUUGUUUUUAUUUAUUUAUUUAUUUAUUUAUUUAUUUAUUUAUUUAUUUAUUAAUUAUUCUUUUUUCUUCCCCCAGUGCUUUGUUUUUAAAAGGACGCCCCCUUUUCCGUCUUGCAAUACUCCGUCUGGUGGUGGGUUAGCUGGCUGGGGAGGGGCUUGGGGGUUCAGGAAUCGCUGUCCUGCAUCUUGGGGAGCCCACGCCGUCCACCGUGGAGCCCCAGGCUGGGUGGGUGACCCCACAGCAAUAUGUGGGGGAAGCAUAAUUACCCCUUUUGAAACUGAGUCUUGGGGGGUGCCAGGAUUUUGUUUUUGUUUGUUUUACUUAGGGACUUUACCACGUGGCAGAGCCAGGAUUCAAACUGCUUUCUGCCUUACUAAGUCUUCAAUUUACUCUCUCCCCUCAGGGAUCCUAUUAUCUAUGGCUUCCAAGAAAGUGUCUACCUGUGGUGAACAUUUCAGGCCAGAAAAAUUAAAAGAAUGGCCAGAGCUGGAGUCAGUUGCUUUAAUGGAGGCGUUAGCUAGAGAAGACAUUGAUGAAGCUGUACAUGCAAUAUUAUUUAGAGAAAAUUACAUUGCCAAGGUUAUGUUGCCUUUGUUUUGUGAUUCCCCGUUUAGAAGAUGGCAAGAGAUGGAUGAAGAGAAGAGAGCUGUUUUUCAAAAUAAGGCAGGAAAACGAUACACCUUAAAAGAAUGUAAAGACCUAGAGAAGGCCAGGCUUUGUGCCACAUUGCCCCAUUUCACUUUUACUCUACAUGAUGUUAUUCUAGAGUGGCAUAAAGCCUCUGCGAGAUCUGUGAGAAACAAAACACCUAGUAAAUGCAGUGGUGCACCAGUUCACAUUUCCACCAACAAUACCAUUUUUGAAAGGCAAUUUCAUUCCUCAAAGCUCAGCCAGGAGAAUGGAAGGGAAGAGAGGAAUUGUGUGGUGAGCAGAGAUCUGGGGGAGCAGGGCUGGGAUGGCACAAGUUGCAACAUGCACAAGAUGACAGGCAUUGAUUUUGGAAUUUGAGCCAUUGACACAUCCCUCCUUGUGACACAGGUUCCCCAGGGUAGACAAGGCAGGAGGCAAAAAAGGGAGUGGAAAGGAUGUUGCAGAAGAUUUACUUCAUGCACAGGAAAUGGUGGGGUUGCCUCUGGGCUUGGUGCUGCUGCGCCCUGUGGCAGGGAGUCUGGGGUUUGGAAACUCAGAAAAGGUGCACAUCGUGGGACCCCGGAACCUGCUUUGGAGGACAGAUUGUGUCCUCACGAGGUUCGAGGUGCCAGACAGCACAGACCACAACCCUGGGCGCCUGGGGAAGGCCAGUGUAGGUGGGGGUCACAGCCCGUGUUAAGAAGAAUGAUGAUGGCAAAAGUCCUGGGGCGGCACCCAGCCUCCCUGCAGCUGGGGUUCAGGCAUGGCUGCCGGGAACGGUGCCAUCUGUAAGGAGGCCAUGGUAACAAAGCUUCGCUGAGUUUUACUUCCUCAUUUGUGUGCCAACAGUUAAAAUGCUGCCAACGGGUUUUCUCUCUCCAGAAGUGUAAGAUGUUGCAAGCAGUAACAAACAAUAAUAGUUACUGUUUAUUGAGCUGUUGUGAACUAGGAACUGUGUGAGAAAUUUUUUAUAUUAAAAAAAAAUUUAAGUUUAGUUAUUUAUUUUGAGAGACAGAGAGUACUAGUGGAGGAAGGGCAGAGAGAGACAGGGAGUGAGAAUCCUAAGCAGGCUCCACGCUCUCAGCAAAGAGCCCGAUGGGGGGCUUGAACUCACGCACUGUGAGAACACGACCUGAGCUGAAAACAAGAGUUGGAAGCUUAACUGACUGAGCCACCCAGGAGCCCUGGAACUGCGUGAGGUAUUUAUAUUCAUGUAAAAGUUUUCACAGCAAAAUGACAGCAUGAUCUCCCCUUACGUGAAGCUUGGAGAGGGGUUGAGUAACUUGUUCAAUGUCAGCUGCACGGCUGAAAGUGGUGGUGGUCUCGAUUCCAAGUCUAGGCCGUCUAGUGCCAAAGCACCGGUCCAAUCGCCAGAACACACACCCACUCAGACUCUGUCAUGUCAGUCAAAUUGCUCAGGGUUUCGGUCCCUUUCAGAGAGUGGUUAUCCUGUUGGCGUGCCGCAGAGUCCUGAUUCUGAAGAGCACUGGGGGGCGGGGGAGGGGGUCGGUGGUGGCUUGCUGGGCAUCUCUCCUAUCUGCUCAGUCCUUCUCCAGGCGACGCAGGGAGUCUAAGGGCACACCCUCCUCCCUCAUCCUUCAGAAAAUUAGGCUCAUGUUUCAGUCAGGAGACAACUUCAUUUCUUAAGAGGCAGAGCUGCAGUCCCAGGUCAAUGCAGGUGACUGGAGUUGUGAGGAGCAUGGACAUUGAAUGUCCUCUGGAGUUUUGUAGAAGUCUGACUCACCUCCUGCAGGCUCCUCUGUCCUAAAUCUGAAAAGAACCCUGACACAUGUAGACAUGGGGAAAUGGCAGUAGCCACAGUUCAUCCCAGGGAGAAUUCAAGUCCCUGCUGUCCUGGGAAAAGGAUUAUCCUUUAGCUCGGGUCACAAGUAAACCCACAACUGGUUUUAAACUGGCCUUGGCUCAUCAGAGACUGUCUCAGGCUUUGGAACUCAGCCAGUCAGAGGCAGACUUAUUGGACAUCGACCCACACCUGCCUUCAAGACCCUAUAGAAGAUCAGCAAUUUGCUUUGCUCAGUGUGGCUGCACCUGACCAGCCAAACUUUCCCUUAAUUAAUACAUUCAGGUGUUUUGGUUUCAGAUGUUGAGUGGCGUCUCUUCUAUUGACACUGGCCAUAUUUCUUUUACAUCUAAGUUUUAAUAAAUAAGUGCCCAGGAUUAAUACCCAGAAUGGCAGAUUUUUUUUUUUUUAACUUGAACAUUCUGAGUUAUGUUUUCCAGCCCUUCUUUGCUCAGUGGUUAUGUUUAGACAGAAACGGGGGCUGUGGUGGAGGGACAUUUGAAUCUUUCCUGUUCUUCCAGCUCCCUAAGACGUGCUCUCUGAGAAUCAAGGCUCCUAUAGCCUGCGUGGUUCCUUCUAAAAAGCAGAUCUUUUUCCAGUUGUACUCAUUAACCCAGGAAUUUAGUGGGUAAGACCUGAUUUUUGUCAAUGUUCAAAACAAAUCUCCCACUACAAAAUCCAGAGCCCAAACCAGCAGCGCUGACAGGUGUGGAUGUGGGUCUGACAGGACAGGGGACAGGGAGAGACAGGUGCUUCUGGAGCUGGAGGCCGAGGGCCUGCUGAAGAUGUUUAAUGCCUGUGUAUUUUCUUGACUCUGAAGUUACCUCUGAGGUUCUUGCUCAACCAAGUAGGCAGAAGGACUCAAGAAGGUAUGGUCUUACUCCCACAGAGAUCAGCAGUCUAGCCAUCAGUGACACCAUGCCCCAGAAACCGUAGGUCAAUUUACUAGAGUCAUGGAGCAAGUCAGAGUCAAGACGAGGCUCCAGGGCCUCCUAGGCACCACACCCUCCCUCCCCCACCCCCUCUUGGUUUUUGCCACUGUCACAGAAAGGAAAUUUGGUUUCACUACAAGCAACCCCUGAACUUACCUUUCAA